Molecule: messenger RNA, 9199 nt
Organism: Apus apus (common swift)
Lineage: Eukaryota; Metazoa; Chordata; Aves; Apodiformes; Apodidae
Gene: CDH6
Product: cadherin 6
Exons: 12
Coding region: 190-2562 (790 amino acids)
Biological process (GO): multicellular organism development; adherens junction organization; cell morphogenesis
Cellular component (GO): adherens junction; plasma membrane; catenin complex
Molecular function (GO): calcium ion binding; cadherin binding
Source: RefSeq, a predicted model, not a curated record
GGAGCCGCGCUGCCGCCGCGCCGCCGAGCCGGGCGAGGCCGGGCCCCGUCGUCCCUGCGAGCCGAGAUCCUUUGAAAUGGCAAAGACUAUUUAAAGACGGAAGACGGCAUGAGAUUGGAUUCAGUGCGGUAAAGUAGGUUAGUUUGGGGACAAAAAAAAAAGUCAUUCUUCAGACCUUCUUGGGCUGUCAUGAUGAGACCUUACCAUUGCUUCUGGCUGCUGUUUUGGGCUGGUCAGCCCCACCAAAGUUUCUUAACUCCGUUGUCUAAAAGGACUAGUGGCUUUCCAGAAAAGGAAAAGGUUUUAGUAUUGUCUGGAAACAGCAGGCGAGACCUCCAUCGUUCCAAAAGGAGCUGGAUGUGGAAUCAGUUCUUUUUAUUGGAGGAAUACACAGGAACUGACUACCAAUAUGUUGGCAAGCUGCAUUCAGACCAGGAUAAAGGAGAUGGAUCACUUAAGUACAUCCUUUCUGGAGAUGGAGCAGGAGACCUCUUCAUUAUCAAUGAAAAUACUGGUGACAUACAAGCCACAAGGAGACUAGACAGGGAAGAAAAGCCUGUAUACAUCCUCCGUGCCCAGGCUAUAAACAGAAGGACUGGAAGACCAGUGGAACCAGAAUCUGAGUUCAUCAUUAAGAUCCAUGAUAUCAAUGACAAUGAGCCAAUGUUUACAAAGGAUGUUUACAAUGCCAGCAUUCCUGAAAUGUCAGAUGUUGGUACCUUUGUUGUGCAAGUCACUGCAACUGAUGCUGAUGAUCCUACAUAUGGGAACAGUGCUAAAGUUGUCUACAGCAUUCUCCAGGGACAACCAUAUUUCUCCGUUGAAUCUGAGACAGGCAUUAUCAGAACUGCUUUGCUAAACAUGGACCGUGAAAACAGGGAGCAAUACCAAGUGGUCAUCCAGGCUAAGGACAUGGGAGGCCAGAUGGGUGGAUUAUCAGGAACCACAACUGUGAACAUCACAUUGACUGACGUAAACGACAAUCCGCCUCGCUUCCCCCAGAGCACAUACCAAUUCAGAGCUCCUGAGUCGACGCCACCUGACUCACCAGUUGGCAGGAUAAAAGCUAAUGAUGCUGAUGUGGAUGAAAACGCAGAGAUUGAAUACAGCAUCACUGAGGGGGAUGGAUAUGACAUGUUUGGAGUUACCACAGACAAGGACACACAGGAAGGAAUUAUAACUGUCAAAAAGGCAUUGGAUUUUGAAAGUAAAAGCCUGUAUAUCCUGAAAGUGGAAGCUACCAAUAGUCAUGUGGACCCUCGAUUCCUUUACCUGGGGCCAUUCAAGGACUCAGCUACAGUCAGAAUUCAGGUGGAGGAUGUGGAUGAACCCCCUGUGUUCAGCAGACCAGCAUACAUAAUGGAAGUGAAAGAAGAUGUUCCAAUAAACAGUGUAAUAGGAGCAGUAACUGCUCAGGAUCCAGAUGCUGCAAAGAACCCUGUCAAGUACUCUGUAGAUCGACACACUGAUAUGGACAGAGUAUUCAACAUCAAUUCAGGAAAUGGUUCGAUAUUUACUUCAAAACCCCUUGACCGGGAAACACUGCUGUGGCACAACAUUACAGUAAUAGCAGCAGAGAUCAACAACCCAAAACAAAGCAGCCGUGUCCCAGUGUUCAUUAAGGUUUUGGAUGUAAAUGACAAUGCUCCAGAGUUUGCCAUGUUUUAUGAGACCUUCGUCUGUGAAAAUGCAAAGGCAGAACAGCUGAUACAAACAUUAAGUGCUGUUGAUAAAGAUGACUCUUACAGUGGACAUCAUUUUUCAUUCUCCUUAGCGCCUGAGGCAGCCAGCAGCUCAAACUUUACACUACAGGACAACAGAGACAACACAGCAGGGAUUUUCACCCGAAGAAACAGAUAUAACCGGCAUGAAAUGAGUACCUACUUCUUACCAGUGGUAAUAUCAGACAAUGACUACCCUAUCCAGAGCAGCACUGAAACGGUGACUAUUCGAGUAUGUGCUUGUGACCAUCGAGGAAAGAUGCUGUCCUGUAAUGCAGAAGCCUUGAUUCAUCCUACUGGUCUUAGCACUGGGGCUCUUAUUGCCAUUCUACUCUGUAUUAUCAUAUUACUCGUUACAGUGGUGCUGUUUGCAGCGCUGAGACGGCAACGGAAAAAAGAGCCUUUGAUUAUUUCCAAAGAAGACAUCAGAGACAACAUUGUCAGUUAUAACGAUGAAGGUGGUGGAGAGGAAGACACCCAGGCGUUUGAUAUCGGCACGCUGAGGAAUCCCGAAGCCAUAGACGAUAAUAAAUUACGCAGAGACAUUGUGCCAGAAACACUUUUUAUCCCACGGCGGACUGCAACGAGAGAUAAUACUGAUGUGAGAGAUUUCAUUAACCAAAGGUUAAAGGAAAAUGAUACAGAUCCAGCGGCACCUCCGUAUGACUCGUUAGCAACCUAUGCGUAUGAAGGUAAUGGUUCCGUGGCUGAGUCCCUCAGCUCCCUGGAGUCAGUGACUACAGACGGAGACCAGGACUAUGAUUACCUCAGUGACUGGGGGCCUCGGUUUAAAAAGCUGGCAGAUAUGUAUGGCGCAAUGGACAGUGAUAAAGACUCUUAAUAUGUUGCCUUUUUCUUUUUUUUCCUGGUUUUGUUUCCCUUCCUUAUUUUCAGAAACAGCAUUGAGAUAUGUGAAGUGGCUAUUUCUUUCUGUUUCUCCACAGCUGUGUGAAAGGGUUCUCUGCUCUACCCGUCCAAAUUGUCUAAUGACUGCAAUCUGUGUGGAUCAGCCGUCAGAAUACUUUUUCUAGUAUCAUUUUAUGAGCUUCCAAGAGGCAAAAUUCUCAUUUUUAGUGCAUCCAGUUUACCAAGCCAAUUUUACAGGCACGGCAGUAGUUGAGGUGAAAAAAAACAGAUCAGAUGGGGAGCAAUACUUUUACUUGUUCUGCUUAUAUUGUAAAUUGGAGUCUAUUACUGUUUAAGCUCACUUGCUCUUUUUACUUGUAUCCAGACUAUUCAGCUCAAACAACCGCUCUGUCGAUUGUGUAUUGCACAUCCCAAUGUAAUGAGGUACCCUAGUUUACCCUGUGUAUUAUAGUCAAAAGUAGUGGUGAUGGAAUGAAGGUUUAUCAUACAAGUAGAGUAAGCUGAGAAAAAACAUCAAACAUGCAUUUUACUCAUGAGGAGGGCAGAAAAGCCUAACGGUGAUUUAAACCCACAUGUUUUUCUAGAACUCACCAUUGCCCCCAACACAUUGAAUCAUACUAACUCACACAUAUAUAUAGUUCAUUGACUACUAUGUAUAUAUUCUUCUGACCUAGCAUUGCUGGAGAGAUGUGCGUGCAUGCAUGUGUGUGGUCAGUAGCCCCAAUAUUGAAUUCUUAGACUGUUUCCCAGUUCUAACCCAGGCUUGCUUUUGCUAUGGGGAAAAUAAUCUAUUCCAACUCCAGAUUAGAUCACUACUUGGAGGAAGGAACACAUCAUUGCUGUGUUUUUCUUCAUACAUCUUUGGUUGGCUUUCACCUGCACAUCAGUUCAGUGAUGGCCACUGCACUGGGGAUGUGGGAGUCAGGCUUUUCAUGUCCAUCUACUUCUGCCUAUUUUCAUGUGCAGCAGGGUAGGAAUAGCCUCAAGGUGACCACCACCCACUGGGGCAAAAGAAAGAACUGCAAAGGAAGAGUGCUUUUUUUGUCCUGACUUUCACUUCCUGGAUGCCCAGGGUGGCUUCCCAACUGGCUCUGCCCAGUUUUGCUAUCUGUAAAAUGGGAAAAUAAUGCCUACCUCAUCAGGAUGUUGCAAGAAUUAUACAAGUCAUUUGCAAAAUCCUUCACAGGUGGAAAAGGCUGGCAUUCUGCUGGAGGAAGUAGUUGCUCAUGCUUUUGGGUGGUUUUCUUUUUUUUUUUUUCCCCUCCAAAUUCAAACCCUGAGUGCACAAGUAAGAAUCAAUUGUCAUUCUAGUGGCCUGAAAAGUAGGAUUCAAAACUAACUUUUCUAAAAAUAAACUUCUUAUCCAGGGUUGACAAAGACUUCACCAAAAGGUAAAAUAUUAAUCAUAAAUCUCCCUGUGUGUUUAUCUGCUGUGCCAAGCUAAGUAAUUUUUGUCUGGGAUGGGGUGUGAGGAGAUGACAUCAUCUUAGGCCAAAACAAUAUUCUUUACAGCUUAUCUACCACACAGUAUUUGUAUUGGUUUGGUAUGCAGUUGCUGCUCUUCAAAUCCAGCCAUCUAGGAGCGGCUAUCUGGAGAAAACCCUAAGGGGAUGCCAUGGGACACAUCCAACACCAGGAGCUAAAAGCCACCUUGUGUUGCAAAGAAGAGACAUAGUCCAUGGUACUGUACCAAGAAAAAAAAGGAUUUUUAAAUGUUUUUUGUUUUUUUAAAGAUCUCAUACAUAAUUAAACUCAUUUACUUCAUUUUGAAACAGUAUUUAAAGCCAGAAUUACAGACGUGUAUCUGUUUUCCCCCUCCCCUGAAUCUUAAAGUGAAUCUGUUUGAAAACUAAGCAGCAGCUCCAGUUUUCUCUAAAAACAGAGAAGGGAAAAAAGUUAAAAACCAGAAAAUUAAGAGGGAUUAAAAAUUAAUCCCUGGAGUUAGUUACUCCUAGAGAGUUAAGUAAAGAGAACAGCAAGAUCUCCAAGUAUUAGAGUGUUACAAGCAUGAUGACAUAAUUUCAGAGAAGAGGACAAGCCAAUGGCUUACAGAUGGUCAGCAUGAUAGAUUAGAUGGGUUUUUUAAGUGGAGGAGUCCAGAGUUUCCAAGGGACCUGAGCCUCCCAUUUCCUUGAUGGAGGCUUCUCAUGGUGCUUCUGUCCAUCAGAGCAAGGUGCCCAACUCCAUCACUUAGUGGGGCUAAGCUUGUUGCACCUGUCACAGCUACAAUGGUAUAACUGGGCCCUUACUACGUCCUCAUCCUCCUGAGGCCCCCUCACUAAUUUGAGAUGAUAAAAGCCUUUCAAAAAGUCUAGCCUCUCAUGGCUUCCUUGAAAUCAGAGCAUUUAGGAGGCAACCUGUCCAAAACCUGGUUCUGGCACACAGAAGGAAUCAUCUGGAUUUCAGAUACAUGAAGGAGCAGCAGUCUUUCAGUCUGCCCUCCUCAUGCAAUUCAUGGGGCAACAUACUCCAUGAGCAUACCAGGCUCAGAGUCCAGUUGGAAACCCAGUGCAAACAAGUCAACUGUCCCUUCUUCAACACCCAAAUUGAGCGGGGACAGAUCUGUGUUCAGCAGGCAUAGCAGAGGUGGCUGUGGAAUCACAUCCCCAGCUCAGAGAGAAGAGGGAGUCACCAUUGCUUGACUGCGGACAGACCCUACAUCCUGAAAGGGCUGGGCCACCCUGCAGGUCAACGUGCAUCAGUCACUCUUUGAGGUGGAAUAAGAAGACAGGACAAUCACUGAUCUCCUUGUAACUACUUUCCUAUAUUUGUACAGUGAUUUUGUCUGAUUUAAUGAUUGUUAUUAGCAGUCCAAGCACAAGCCUUGGGUUUUUUUCUUUUAGUUGAAAGCUGGUUUUAUCUUGUCCAUUGAGUGACACAGUAAAUAGGAGCGGCUACUUGUGCCCGUUGUGUAAAUAUAUUAUAUAAAAAAUUGUGUUAUGUCACCACAAAUGUGGUGCCUGAAUAGCAAAUUGAUUCUUCUCAGAAAACUCAAGGCAAACUUGCACCAAAUUAUUAUUUAUGCAUCUAGGUUUUAAGAUCUAUUUUUUCUUGCAAAUUGGGCAGAUUUAGAAUCUCUGACACAGGAAGAAUUCAAAUCUGUUUUUUCUUCUUGCUUGGCAGUAUCAUACAGUGCAAAUUACAAAAGCAUUACUGCAUAUUAAAUAUUAGAAGUGCCAUAUUGCAGUGAAAACAAAACUUUGCAGUAGUAUUUUUUUGCACUUCGUUGCAUGCUCGUGCCCUAAAUGACAGAAAUGAAUAGUUAACAAUGCUUUCCCACAAUGCUAGAACUGGCAUUUAUAGACAAACAAGUGUUAGACUACAGGCUGUGAGGUGAGUUUCCAGGCUGUUUUAAGCCUGCUCUUCUUAAAACCACACCUGUUUGAGCAGGAGAAAUAUUAUUAGGUAUUUUAGCUAUUCCGGGUAGAGAUGAGCGAUGCAGUUGACUUUUAGUUUGGAAAAGCAUCAGAUCUAACAGUAGGGAACAUACUAAAAGAUACCAAGGAAUUCAGUGGAGUUAGCAUGAAAGAGGGGCAUGUUUACAUGGGAGACUUCUCCAGCCUUGCUACUGCAGAACAUCUUUACCCUUGAAAUCGAGUAAGGUUUCUAGUAUAGCUCUUUCAUCCCAGUUCCCAAAACAGUCACUUUACUCCAGGAGAAUAUUUUUUUACUCCAGAAGAAUUAUUAUUUCAGGUUAAAACCAACUCUUAUCCCACAACUGCACCAGUUUUGGGAGAGACAGCAGCACAUGCCUCCAGUGCAGUUGUGCCAGGACCUGUCUGUGUAAACAAGCACUUGGAAGAGAGCUAAAGCAGAAACUGGCAGUGAGCUCUGGAAAAGGGAAUAUGGGGGUUUCUGCAGGGAUCUACUGACAGUUCCAAAGGACUGGAAUAUAUUAACAAACCUGACAGAGAUGCAUAUAACUAUGAGAAAAAUAAGUUGUCUUUGUUUUUAAGCAAUUGCUGGUAAAAAAAAAAAGUUGCUGAGAAAGAUUCUGAGUAGAGGAAGAACAUUCCACCUAUAUGAAUACCAACAUUUUCUAAAUGUUUCUUAAGAAACAGACAUAUGUUUUCUGACAUUUCUGAUUUUGUUAGUUGUCAGGUCUUACUUCAUUCUUCAGACAGGUAUUUUCUAGCUGUUAGGAGUGGGAGAGGCAGCCUUCAAAUGAUCCAGUUUUGGAAAUAGCAGGCUACAUUAAAAAGUGCAACAUUUAAAUUUCUCUGUCACAAAUCAACAACAACAACAACAAAAUCCCACUAAAACCAACUAACUGUAGUACCUGUAGUCUCUGUAUCUGUAGUACCAUAAAAAGCAGUAGUACCAUAAGUAGCAGGAUGGUCAUAAAGAAGUAAAGCAGGAAGAAACGGCUUUGGCAAUGUGUGUCUGCACAUGUACAGUAUGAAUAAAAAGAAUGAAAUAAUGAACACUGGAAGCUGGCCAUAUGUCAAAACCAGACUCCUCCACGUUAAGCAGAGCCAGCAGUGCACAGUCACUUCUAGCACUUUCAAGUUUCCUACAGCAGCCAGGGGGAGAUUCGCAUGGGUGGGAAGAAAAACAUCUUUUUCAGACCAAGCAAACUAGACCCAGUUCUCUAGGAAACAAAGUCCCUUUGCCAUGUUUAUUACUGAAAGUGUUAAAUUUCUGCAGCAGAUCUAUCCUGAUGGCCUUCUGCAGGAUGAACUAUGGACAGUGAUUCUGAGCAGGUAACUCUGAACACCACCGUGUUAGCUUUUCCUGCCACCAUCUGUUUUAAAUCUCACCAGCUUUCCUUUGGCUAUAAAUACUAAUGAAAUGUUUCAGAAGACCACUGUCCCAACUGGAUGCUGCCAUUCCCUGUUUGUGUUUCAAUUUCUGUUAAUUUGUUUCAAUUAACACUUCAUUCUGGGCUCCCUUGUCAAAUGAGAGCUGACAAAUUAACAGUCAUUAUGCUACUUCCAAUGAGUAUGGACUAUGUCUUAAGUUGUGAAAGGCAGGGUUUUUUCCAACCCCUCUAGACCUGUGAAACAGUAGCCUCCUCAAAUAAACGUCAAAGCCACGAAGUUUUUUUUCUAUUUUCAGUUAAGUCUUUGGAAAAAUCUUGUUUUCUUAGAGAUUGCUUCUGUACUUAAAAAGGAAGAACAAAAGCAUAUAAAAAGUCUACAGCCACAUGCGAGGCUUCAGAAGAAGAGGAUAAAACACAGCAGCCAAUGCCAUGUUUUAGUAACAGUGGUUUUAUUUAGGCACAGCUGAAACAAUCUUGAUCCUACCCAUCAUUUUGCAAUAUUACACUUUUCAGACCAGACCUGCCUUUGUCAUACGCUAAACGCUUUCCCAAACAGUUCAUAAAAUUCAACAGUAGAUAUCAAAAAGCCAUGGCUAGGGUUGCAGGUAGUAUGGGAGUCAGAGAAUUGGGAGUUUCAGGAAGAACAGAAAGUGAAUUGGACAAGGAGGUAAUCAGUCAUAUAUAAGGUGGUCCCAUGGCACUUAAAGGCCACAAAGCUGUCAUACUAUGUGGAGUCACUGGAUAUCAAAGGUAUUUUUACAGAACGUGCUCUUAUGUUUUCUGCAUGUGUCUUCUGCUUUCUUUAAAGAAAAAAAAAAAAAGGAGCUGCUAACCGCUAACUUAGAAUUUCUCCUUCCACUAAGUUAAUUUGACAAACAAGGCAUAAGUCCUCCAUAUAGAGAAAUCUUUUCCACUCCCACGGGCUUUUGACCUUUCCUAUGAAACUGCACUAUUUAUGUAAAUAUACCUGGAGACACUUUCUAUAAGCUUUUAGUUUUCUAUGAUCUAUUAUUUUAGUGUUUAUUAAAGAAACAAAUGUAUAGAAUUAUUAAGCAUUCAGGUGAAUACAACAAAGAAAAACAUUGCAAACACAAUUGUUCUGAUUUUGACACAAAGACUCUUGAGAAUCACUGUACUGUUUCAAUUGUCAUUAUUUGCAUUGCUUUGAAAAAUUAAACUUAAAAGAAAGGCCUUAUAAUAAAUGCUAUGUGCAUCUUAAGUGUUACUGAGCAAAAUCAACCUGGCAAACUCCUAUUGCAAUUUGUGAUUUUUAAACCCUCAAAAUAAAUUCUUUUUAGCAUUGAUUUUUUUUUUUUUUUUUUUUAAUUAAAAAUACUUCCAAGCAUACAUUGUAACUGAUGCCACCACCUGAGAAGAUUUACUUGCUGGCAUCCUACAACCACAGAGUCUCUCAUGAUAUCAUCCCCUGGCUGUGCCAAGAGAGCCUCAGCAUUGGAUGGAUCUGGUCACUGCUCAGCACAGAGGGACAUCUGCAGGUGGUAAGAUUUUUGUCACCCAAGAGAUUUACACCUAGAAGCUUCCCUGUGUUGCAAAGGGACCCAUGCUGGAAUGAUUCGUGGAUGGGCUAUUUGUUAUGGUCAGAUGGCAAGUGUGCACUCUCUUAUAUUUCCUGUUCACUGUAUUGGCUUCUGUUUUGGGGGUGUGGGAAAGGGGGAAUUCAAAUUUAAAGAUUAACGAGAAACCAAUUUGAACAACAAUUUCUCACAGACAGAGCGAAUUUGCCUUUUUGCAAAUUGAUUUUUGUAACAAGUUAUUUAUAUGAUACUACUUAAUAAAUUGUUUUUUCUAACUUGGUGGGUUUUUCUGCUAAUUAUAUCAAUCUAUGGUU